AUGUCCGGUCCGCCCUUCACGGUUCGGGCAGUCUUCGAGUAUGUGUCGGAACAUGAUGACGACCUGAAUUUCCCGAUCGGUCAAAUCGUGACUGUCACUGCCCUGGAGGACGACGAUUGGUACUACGGGGAAUACUCGGACGCCUCAGGAGCUCGACUGGAGGGCAUCUUCCCGAAAAAUUUCGUGGAGAAGUACGAACCUCCCGCUCCUCCUCGGCCAUCUCGCCCCAGGCCAAAGAAAGAACCUGAACCGGUGCAAUCUCCCGUGGAAGUGCAGGCGCAACCGGAGCCCGAAGUGCCGCCCGAGUCCCCACGACCGCAAUCCCCACCUCCGAGUGCCCCUGUCGCAGAGGUAGCAUCUUCUCCCCCACAGCCGGCAAGUGCACCAGCCCCCGCUCCUGUCGUUGCGCCUGCGCCUGCGCCCGCUCCUGCUCCGGUCGCCGCUGCCCCCGUUCCCGCCGCCGCUGCCCCAGUCGAGCCUAUAGCCAAGGCACCGCCUUCUAAGCCGGCUCCUCCAGCCGUCGCAGAGAAGCCGUCCGGGUCCUCAUUCAGAGAUCGAAUCGCCGCCUUCAACAAGCCCGCUGCCGCGCCGAUCACACCAUUCAAGCCAGGGGGCUCUCAGCCAUCCUUCAUCAAGAAGCCCUUUGUCGCACCACCUCCCAGCCGGGAUGCCUACAAACCUCCUCCGAGAGAGCCUGCGCCUACGGUCUACAAGAGAGAGGAAGACCCGGCGGUCAAGGAACAAAUCGCGCGUGACCCUCCAGUCUCCGAAAGUCGGCCGGCGCCGCCGCCAGCGCCGGCACCCGCUGUUGCCGAGGAUGGCGAAGGAAACGCAGAAGACCAACCCAAGCCAACUAGCUUGAAAGACCGGAUUGCACUACUCCAGAAGCAGCAGAUGGAGCAAGCCCAGCGACAUGCGGAAGCGGCUCAGAAGAAAGAAAAGCCAGCACGUCCGCCCCCGAGAAAGUCUAUCGAUGAGCCAGUUGCUGCUGCCGUCCCCGCCGCCUCAGCGCCAGAGGAAGAACGAGAGUCACCCGUUGAUACAUCUGCAACUGUGCGAGACCCCAGUGUGGACACAUUGAGAACCAGUGCUCCUCCCCCACAGCCACCUGCGCCGUUCUCGCCUACCCAGGAAGUCACAAGCGACGCCAACGAUGCCGACUACUCUGCGGCGGCUGACUCCGAAGAUGCCGGUGAAACCUCGACAAGCAAAGAUGACGACGAGGAUCAGCCACGCCCCAGCUCCCAGCGCCGUCAGUCAACUCGGCCGGUUGAGCAGCCCACCGAGGAGCCAGAGGCUGCUGAACAAACCGAUGAGGAGGAAGAGGAAGUGGACCCCGAGACCAAGCGCAGAGCGGAACUACGUGAAAGAAUGGCCAAGAUGAGUGGUGGUAUGGGAAUGAUGGGUCUGUUUGGCCCACCUGCUGGAGGGAUGCCUGGUAUGUCCGGCCCUGGCGCUGGUGCUCGCACCAAACCCAAGGCUCCGGUCGAACCAGAGAGGAGGCCCACGGAGCCUGAAGAUGAGCCCACGGAGCCUGUUAAUGCUCCCCCGGUUCCCAUGGUUCCCCUCCCUGGAAUGAACUUGGCUACCAAACCAGUUGCCCCCACCGAGGUUGAGAAGGACGAGGAACAGGUGGCCACACCCAUCACUGAGCAACAUUCCGCGCGUGAGGUCCCGGACGUGGAAGACGUGGUUCACGAAGGUGCAGUGCCUCGUGCCUCUAUUGAUCGCCCGCCCCCAGCUCCGCCAUCUCAAGACCGUUCAGCGCCACCUCCACCCCCUCGGGAGACAAGACCUGUCCCAGCUGUUCCAGGCGAGGCGCCGGCUUCUCCCCCGCCAGUCCCCGGAGGCCGGCCAGUGCCCCCUCGACCAACGACUGCUGAGAAUGGCGAUGAGUCCGAUGAUGAACUCUCAGUGCACACGUCUAAUUUAUCUCUGAAUAAUCUGCCCAACUCGCCGAUUGUGCCUGCACCAGCGGUUCCUGACCAAACAGACUCUCGUCGCUCCUCGACGUAUGAGCCCGUCUCAUCAACGGCCACGACCCCUGCUGCUGAAAAGAGAGCGAGUCGACUACCCCCGCCCAUUCCAGCCAAUCCACCUUUGCCGCCGUCGCAGGGUCGCGCGCCUCCACCCCCUCCCGAGCAGCCUCGUCGCCGCUCCACUGCCGACAGUCGGAUGAGCGCCAAUGCUCCUCCCCGACAAGCUGGAGAUGAUGUGGAAGGCGAAGUGACCGAGUACGAUGGAGACUACGAUACUGAUAUUGCAUCCGGAGUAAAGCACAAAGAUGCCUUGAAGUCACACGAACGUGACUCUAGCUUCGAUGAUGGUGCUAUGACCGACGACCACUCUAUCAAGUCUCCUCGUAGCCCUCAGGAGUCUCGUCAACCGCCAUCCCUUCCUCCUGUCGCUCCCAGGGCAGUUCCGCCACUUCCUCCUAGCCAGCCACCCCGGAACCCCCGUGCGUCCAUUGAUACACCCCGAGGCCCCCCUCCCCCUCCGCCAAACAGAGACCCGGCUGGUGGCGAGGAUGAUGAGGAGUAUGAUCCAUUUAACUACGCUGCCCCUCAACAUGGCCUAGCUACAUCCCCACCCCCUCCUCCUCUUGGCCGUCCGGAGGUUCCGCCUCCCUUCCCACCGCAGCAAGAAGCCGAAGAGGAAUAUGAUGAUCUGUAUGACGCUCCCCCGGCAGCAAAUGAGCGAACGUCUAUCUCGCAUGAGAAGCGGCUCUCGCUGGCACCACCACUGCCUCCUCAAACCCAGGCUCCGGCCCUGCCAUCCCCAUCUGCAGCCCGAAGCCAGCGUGCAUCAAUGGACCUUCUAAGAGGGCCUUCCAACGUUCGUCGGUCCAUGGAUGUGUCACGCCCCUCGGUUGAUCAAGGAUAUAUCGCAGCCGAUACUGAUCUCGCUGAAUACACUCUCUGGUGGACCCAGCCCAACACUCCUCCCCCUGCCUUCCAAAACCGCAACGAUCUUCUAUUCGAGGUUGAGGAGUCGGCUUCCACCAAGCGAGGCGGGAAGACAACUGUCUCAAAGGAUGUCUAUGUCCUUUUCCUGGACUACUCCCAAACAGUUGUGACGGUUCAAUUUGACUCCAGAAACCCCGCCGACGCUUCCUUCGAGCAGCGCCAUGAGCCCCCACCUCUUCAGCCUCGUCAGGAUCAGCUUGAGCAAGCCCACAUCCAGCUCGGAACCCGAAUCUUCGAAGCUGUCAACUCGGUUCAGAACUCCACCGUUGGUGAUGGAACUCCGUUCGGACUGAUCCAGUACCUUCUCAACCCCCUGGCCGAAGCCUUGCUUCCUGUCGGUACCCGAGGCUACGGCGCUUUGGUCUACUCCAACCUGGCGAACGCGUCGGUGUCUCAGAACGAUGAGAUCCGUGCUGGCGACAUUGUCAGCUUCCGCAACGCCCGGUUCCAAGGCCACCGGGGCACCAUGCACCAGAAGUACAGCGCCGAGGUUGGCAAGCCCGACCACGUGGGUGUCGUGGUGGAUUGGGAUGGCACGAAGAAGAAGAUCCGAGCCUGGGAGCAGGGCCGUGAAAGCAAGAAGGUCAAGAUGGAGAGCUUCAAGCUCAACGACCUUCGCAGUGGCGAGUGCAAGGUCUGGCGACCGAUGCCCCGUAGCUGGGUCGGCUGGGAAUCCAGCAAGUAG
Molecule: messenger RNA, 3651 nt
Organism: Penicillium olsonii
Lineage: Eukaryota; Fungi; Ascomycota; Eurotiomycetes; Eurotiales; Aspergillaceae
Source: the annotation of a GenBank genome assembly